AUGUCCGAACGGCCUCACGAGAGGAAACCUGUUGAUAUUUUUUUACAGGACACUGUUGAUUCAAGAAGAUUUGAAACAAAUUCCAAUUCUAUUAAUUUUGGACCAUGGCAUAUAUCGUAUAAUAUAAGUUGCAUUUUACCCAGUGUGUGUUCAACCAAAGUUGUAUGCGAGCGGAAUGACGAUCAAUUUUGCCAGUUUUGUAUAUACUGCAAAGAGCUGACUAUACCUCAUUUUCCGGAUAUGGUAUUCCCUAAGAACAUCCUGACUUUGACACAUAAAAGUGGGGCCAUUAUAAAUUUUAACCCAUUGGAUGCACUGAGGCGUGUGGCAAAUACUGUGAAAGCUAUUGAAGUUGCUUGUGCUGAGGCUUGGCAGGAAUCUAGACCAGAUGCUGAAAAGAAAAAACGAACAUUUGAUUGGACAUUCUCAACAGAUUAUAAAGGAACAUGCACAGAUAAUAUUGUUAUUGAAGCUACAGAUGAAACUAUAAACUAUGAUGUGUUAAAACAAAAGGAGCAAAUUCUCUUUUAUCAUGAUCUUACUCUGUUUGAAGAUGAAUUACAUGAUCAUGGAGUGUCCAAGCUUAGUGUCAAGAUAAGAGUUAUGCCCUCAUGCUGGUAUAUACUUCUUAGAUAUUUUUUGAGAGUUGAUGAUGUAAUGGUGCGUUCAAAUGAAACUAGGAUGUUUCAUAUGCUCAACUCUGACUAUGUAUUGAGAGAAUAUACAGUAAAAGAAUCAUUGGCAAAGGAUUUGAAUAUACCUACGGCCCAAAUGAAAGAAGCAGAUGACGUUAUUCCAUUCCUACCAGUAACACAAAAAAAUACAGAGAAGUUGAUAGUCAAUUUCUAAUGCAUGUAAUAUAAGAUUUACUGAUCUCUAUAGUUAUGAAUUAUUUUGUAUAAAUAAGUAAUAAUAAUGAGUAAA
This is a messenger RNA of Achroia grisella, 924 nucleotides long. RefSeq names its product TIP41-like protein. The record is from RefSeq and is a predicted model, not a curated record. NCBI's taxonomy places the organism in Eukaryota, Metazoa, Arthropoda, Insecta, Lepidoptera, Pyralidae. Gene Ontology annotation, biological process: TOR signaling. The transcript is spliced from 6 exons. Bases 1 to 849 code for a protein of 282 amino acids. Gene Ontology annotation, cellular component: cytosol.